UCUUCUGUCGCCCGCGGAGGGGGGCCGACGGCAGCAGUGGUUGGAGCCGGCGGCGCGGGGGGAAGCAUGGAGCCCAAGCGGCCGGUGGUGAACUUCGGGGCGGGCCCCGCCAAGCUGCCGCGCUCGGUAUUGCUAGAAGCACAGAAAGAAUUGGUGGACUACAAAGGGCUUGGCAUUAGUGUUCUUGAAAUGAGCCAUCGGACAUCUGAUUUCACAAAAAUUAUAAAUACGGCUGAAAAUAUCUUGCGUGAGCUGCUAAAUAUACCAGGAAACUACAAAGUCAUUUUCCUCCAAGGGGGUGGAUCUGGUCAGUUCAGUGCUGUUCCACUUAACCUUAUUGGACUAAAGGAAGGAAGAUGUGCAGAUUAUGUGGUUACUGGAGCUUGGUCAGCAAAAGCAGCUAAGGAGGCAGAGAAGUAUGCCAAAGUGAAUAUUGUUCACCCUAAACUUGGCAGUUACACAAAAAUUCCUGACCCAAGCACUUGGAAUCUUAACCCAGAUGCCUCUUACAUCUAUUACUGUGCUAAUGAGACUGUCCAUGGUGUAGAGUUUGACUUUGUACCUGAUGUCAAAGGGGCAGUUUUGGUUUGUGAUAUGUCAUCAAACUUCCUGUCCAGGCCUGUGGAUGUUUCUAAGUUUGGUGUCAUUUUUGCUGGUGCCCAGAAGAAUGUUGGCUGUGCUGGAGUCACUGUGGUAAUUGUACGAGAGGACUUGUUGGGAUUUGCACUCAAAGAAUGUCCCAUAGUACUAGAUUACAAAGUACAAGCUACAAAUGGGUCAUUAUACAACACUCCUCCAUGCUACAGUAUCUAUAUCAUGGGCUUGGUCCUGGAAUGGAUAAAGAACAAUGGUGGGGUUGCAGCUAUGGAUAAACUUAGUUUAAUCAAAUCUCAAAUGAUUUAUGACAUCAUUGAGAAAUCCAGUGGAUUCUAUGUUUGCCCAGUGGAGAAAAGGAACCGAAGCAGAAUGAAUGUUCCCUUUCGCAUUGGCAAUGUUAAGGGUGAUGACGCACUGGAAAAGAAAUUCCUUGAUAAAGCUAUUGAACUUAACAUGAUAUCUUUGAAAGGACAUCGGUCUGUGGGUGGAAUCCGUGCUUCUUUAUAUAAUGCUGUGACAGUAGAAGAUGUUCAGAAGCUUGCAACGUUUAUGAAAAGCUUCAUGCAGAUGCAUCAGUUGUGAAUGAUCAUGAACUAGUGUAAAGCUACACACCUGAAAAUUUCCCCUAGAAAUGAAAGGGGUUGAAAAUAUGUUGUGGUACUGCAGAAAAUGCACAAGAAAUUUAGUAAAUGAGUUAUACUUUGUUUUUGCUCUUAUAUCUGUUGUAACUAACUCAAUGGGAAUGUAGGGCCCAAUCUUGCAGUGAUUUGAGCAGCCUCAGCCUGGUUCCCCAGUUGAAACAGGAUGCUCACCCAAUGCAGGAUUUGACCCUAAAUUUGCAAAGCAUGUAACAGUAUUUGCAGUCAGCCUGUAGAUGGAAUUGACUGUGGAUAGGUUUCAUGUGUAAGUAGAAUCGCAAUCAAUUCCAGCCUGUGAAAAUAUCUCUUGUCAUCUUUUGUUACUGAUAUUUUGCAGUUAAAAAUAAUUUCUUUAUUAAUGCUUUUUUCUAACUAAUUUUCAGUAGGUAAACUUUUGUCAUUGGCUUGGUUCUAUAAGCAGCACUUUGUACUAUAUGAACACACAAAUGAAGCUAGAAAUAAUGAUGACUGAAAACAUUUGGUUGGUAUAUCAAAUACAUUCCAAGUAUACAUCAGGAACAAUCUCCAGGGGAGCUGUUGUCAGUAUUCCUUAAUUUGGACCCUGGCAUAUAAUGCUUAUGCCCAAGCAUUUUGAUUCCUAUUAUGAGCCGCCCCAUCUAGUAAAUAUUAUUGUAGUAUGUAUUUGCAGUAUCGGGCCCUAUAUUUGUAUUGUCAAUUUUAGAUGUAAAAAUAAGACAUAUGCUUUUGUAGCGAUAUCAGUUUUUAAGAUGUUUUGUUUGAAAGGAUUUUAUAUUUUAAACCACUUUUUAGGUAUUGAAUUUUUUUUAUAUACUACUUUUGGAGUGUAGUUACCUUCUGCUCCUCACAAGACCAGACAUUACUUUAAUUUGUUAACUUGUAAAACUGGACUGUUACAUUCUACCCAGUGGGACAACUAACUACUUCAGCCUUUUUCUUGCUGACUUCCAAGUCCAAAAGCUAACACAGUCAUUCUUGCCUGCUGUUUGGACUGUAUCUUUCCCUUUUUUUUGGUUGCUCCACUAGCUUCCCUCUCUUUCUGCAUCUCUUCAGUAUUAUCAUCCUUGCAUUUGCAACGCUUCGUAACUUUAGCUGAUGUACAUCUUAGUUCCCCUCUCAUGUGUUCACUCUACCAAUUCCCCUCUACCCCAUUGCCUUACUCUAAUUUUUAUGCCUUAUUCCAUGUACUCCUUUAGCAUCAACAUCUUCCCUAUCCCAGAAUGUCAGAGACCAUUUUAUACACCUUUUUGGUAAGUCAUUUCUUCUGCAUAACCCACAGUCAUUAACUAAUGUCAAUAAAAA
This is a messenger RNA of Gavialis gangeticus (Gharial), 2516 nucleotides long. It is a transcript of the gene PSAT1, whose product is annotated as phosphoserine aminotransferase 1. Gene Ontology annotation, biological process: L-serine biosynthetic process. NCBI's taxonomy places the organism in Eukaryota, Metazoa, Chordata, Crocodylia, Gavialidae. The transcript is spliced from 9 exons. The record is from RefSeq and is a predicted model, not a curated record. The coding region runs from base 67 to 1179 and encodes 370 amino acids. Gene Ontology annotation, molecular function: O-phospho-L-serine:2-oxoglutarate transaminase activity; pyridoxal phosphate binding. Gene Ontology annotation, cellular component: cytoplasm.